AUGGCAGGCGCCUGCGCUUCCCUGCCGCCAAAUUCUCUCACCCAAGCGUUCACGCUUGAGUCGAAAUUGCCAUCACCAUCGCCCCACAACGGUAAGCGCCUGCGCUCGCCUGCCAUCAAACUCCUUUACUCAAGCGUUCACGCUUGGGUCGAAAUUGCCAUCGCCAUCGCCAUCGCCCCACAACGGCAAGCGCCUGCGCUCGCCUGCCAUCAAACCCCUUUACCCAAGCGUUCACGCUUGGGUCGAAAUUGCCAUCGCCAUCGCCCCACAAUGGCAAGCGCCUGCGCUCGCCCGCCGUCAAACUCCUUUACUCAAGCGUUCACGCUUGGGUCGAAAUUGCCAUCGCCAUCGCCCCACAACGGCAAGCGCCUGCGCUCGCCUGCCAUCAAACUCCUUUACUCAAGCGUUCACGCUUGGGUCGAAAUUGCCAUCGCCAUCGCCAUCGCCCCACAACGGCAAGCGCCUGCGCUCGCCUGCCAUCAAACCCCUUUACCCAAGCGUUCACGCUUGGGUCGAAAUUGCCAUCGCCAUCGCCCCACAAUGGCAAGCGCCUGCGCUCGCCCGCCGUCAAACUCCUUUACUCAAGCGUUCACGCUUGGGUCGAAAUUGCCAUCGCCAUCGCCCCACAACGGCAAGCGCCUGCGCUCGCCUGCCAUCAAACUCCUUUACUCAAGCGUUCACGCUUGGGUCGAAAUUGCCAUCGCCAUCGCCCCGCAACGGCAAGCGCCUGCGCUCGCCUGCCACCCAACCCUCCUACCCAAGCGCCCAAGUGUCCACGCCUGUGUGGAAAUUGCCAUUACCAUAGCCUCACAACGGCGAGUGCUUGCGCUCGCCUGCUGCCUAAUUCUCACCCAAGCGUCCGCGCUUGGGCGGGGAACUUCAUCAUCACCACCACCACAACGGCGAGCAUCUGUGCCCGCCUCCCGUCUAUUUACGGUCGCAAAGGAGUUGUACGAUCGACCUAGGGGCGUCGAAUUGCUGCGUUCCUCCCCUGAACGGUCAGCCCUUUGUCAAUUGCCGCCUCUCGGUCUUCUUUAUCGCAAUCAGCACCCGCCCUCCCGUAGGCACAAGUAGCAGAACACCAAUUUCAUCAUACGGGGUAACACGCCCGCCAAGACACCGUUGCACGUUGCUGAGCAGCCGGAAGAGGCCAUUCCAGAAUCAGCAAAAAAAGAUAGGCCGCUUGGAUCUUAGCUAGAAUGACUACAGCUACCUCACGGCCUCGCAAAAGAAUUUCUGGCGUAGCGUUGACGCGAAGUCUGUUUGU
Molecule: messenger RNA, 1267 nt
Organism: Suillus discolor
Lineage: Eukaryota; Fungi; Basidiomycota; Agaricomycetes; Boletales; Suillaceae
Exons: 1
Coding region: 1-1074 (357 amino acids)
Source: RefSeq, a predicted model, not a curated record